CCAAUCAGAGCUCACGUCAACACCACAUCCCGGAAGUAGGAAGCUCAAACCAAAAAGAGCGCCCUGGUUAAAAGUGGAGACGUUACCUGAAGUGUCCUCCUCGUCACUACCACCAUGAGUUUCUCCCCUGGUCUAGUCGGUCCCCCCGGGGGAACCAAUAUCCAGGAGCAGAGGGACCGCUGGGAGCGGAAACGCAGCCGAACAGCCAAAGAGUUGGUGCAGACAGAACAACGCUACUGCCAGCAGCUGGAGCUGGUCACCACUUACUUUGUGGAGAUCUUGAAGGCCAAAGGAACCCUGAGGCAGGACAUUAGAGAAAGCAUCUUCAGUUCAAUUAAAGCCAUUCAUUCUGUUAACCAAUCCCUGCUGGUCCAUUUGGAGAACAGCUACUUUGGCCGAGGUUUCGACCAAUUCUGUCCCCACCUGCACCACUACACCAUGUAUGCGGACAACAUCUACAAGGCCAGAAAAGCGCUCACGAUCCAACUGAAGAAAAACAAGUCCUUCAGACGUUUUAAGAAACUGCAGGAAGCCCGACCAGAGUUCAAAAGCCAAACACUCGAGGAGCUACUUCAACUUCCGGUGCUGAGGAUUGAUCAGUACAAACACUUCCUACAGGACCUGACUGCCAACACAAGUCCAGACAACCCCGAGUUUCUGCAGCUUUCAAGUGCUGUGACUGCGAUAUGCGGUGUGUCCCAACGCAUUCAGGACAAUACCCGGCGCCAUGAGAACCACCUGCAGCUUUGCCGGGUGCAGAAACUGCUGAAGGGGCGAAAGACGAAGGUGUUGGCUGCAGGGAGGUGGUUCAUCCGUGAGGGCUGGCUGAAGGUGGUUCCUCGGAAAGGUGCGGCCGUCAAGCCCAAGCUGUUCUUCCUGUUCUCCGACAUGCUGCUGCAGGCCAAGCGCUGCGGCCCGAUGCAACUCACAAACAGGGACAAGUUUGCCGGCCAGCACGCCUACCCCCUGCAAGAGUGCAUCGUGGAGAAGGUGUUCGGCCACACCAGAAGCCAGGGAGGCCUGCUCAGCUUAACCUUCCCCAAAGCCAACCUUCUGCUGAUGUCCUGCAACCAGGAGGAUCUCAAUGACUGGUACCAAAGCCUGAGCUCAGCCAUCGGGAAGCUGCAGUCUAAGGAGACAGUAGUCCAUCAAAGGGACGAGUUGUGCCGGAGACCUCUCCGAUCAGCCGCCGACAGCGAAAACACGCCCAGCAGCAGCAGCAACAACCCCGGCAGGAAGAGAAACAAGGUGAGCUCUGAGACCAGUGAGCAGACUCAGAGGCCUCCGUCUGAGUCGGAGGGCAGCGCCCCCAAGAGGAUGAAGCCGUCUGACGCUCCGGAGCACAGGGAAAUGGUUUGAUCCUGAGUGAAGAGGAUUUUAAACUCUUUCUUCUGUGUCCAGCAGUGCAGAGGCGUCCACUUCCAGCUGUAUGAUCCUCUGAGGACUUCGGUCUCAGGUGAUGGUGGGUCCCGCAGGCUGUCUGAGAGUUUCACUUCAGACUGAUUUUAUGCCAAACAUGACGACACAAAACUAUACGUCUGUGUUGUUAACAUUUUAACUGCUUUAACUGUGCAGGUCAGGAGAUUUUGAACAUUACUAACAGCAGCUUCUGCUCAUCCUGUGCAAUAUAAACCUUUUUAUUAUAUACUUAUUUUAUCAAUCUAAGCUGCUUUAAAGACCAAAUAUCAUGAAUGUUUAACUGGGAGAUUUGUGUUGCUGCUGCUUGUCUAAACGUACAAUGUUGAAACCCCCACACCGCAUAUGUCCUGUUUCGGAGGGCGGUCCCUGAAUGCACCACUCCCCCAGUCACACUAGAUGCAGUCUUUACAAAGAAAAUGUGUAUUUAUUAUUUUAAUUUGAUUUAGAUAAAGGAUCAAAUAAACGUAUCAUACGUGGGAAAAGUCAAACUGGGCAAUAUAAAAGAAAUAAUAUAAAGAUUAUAAAAUCAAUGGUCAUGUGAACAAAUACAGUACAAUAUAACAAAGAGGACCACAUUUUGUUAAAGGCAAAAAAUACAACUCAACUGAUUUUUAAACUUAUUUCUCGCAUAUUAUUUCUAUUUUCGUUUUAUACAUCAUGUCUCUUGUCAUGGUAGUGUUUCAUAUUAAAUGCUCUCUCACCUUUUAGCCUGAAAUAUUGGUGAGAGAAGCAGAUAUUUGGAAAAGGUCAUUUUGAAAUAACAGACUGAGACUUUAAAGACACCAAAAAUCAACAAUAAGUGAUUGAGCCGUUUAAUGAUUUUAGUGUCCAUGAUUUAUUUGAUAUUAGUAGUGGUCAUUAUAACUCCCAUUAUUAUGACUGGGAUUGUUUUUUGUCCAUCUUAAUACAGAUCCUAAAUUAUUAAUGAUCACACUAUUGAUUAAGUGCAGUGGUGAUUUGGCUUGGGAACCGGAAGGUCACUGGUUCAAGUCCCCGAAAGACAAAGUGCUACCCGAGGUGUCCCUGUGCAAGGCACCAUCCCUUACACUGCUCUCCUGGCGCCAUACUUAUGGCAGUCCACUGUUCCUAACACUCGGAUGGGUGAAAUGCAGAAUGGAAAUUUCCCCUCUGUGGGACCGUUAAAGGUUCCUUCUCUUCUCUUCUCUAAUGAACGAGCCCCCUAGAUAAGUGCUCAGUGUUCACUCGUCACUACAACACUGCCAAGAUCCUGAUCAUGUGUUCCAAUGUAGAAUCACUGGUGUCCUUUUGAUUGUGUGUUUGCAUGCGGGGAUUAUUUUAACUAUGUGAAAUGGAAUCAGUGCCUUUAAUCAGCUCCACUGUUUUCUAACAGAUUCUAUUUGAUACUAUCUUGUGUUUUUAUUACAUGAAGUGCUUUAUUUACAUUUAUCCGUUUAUAUAUUUCCUUUUAUCAUAUCCUUUAUGAACAAGUCAAUAAAUAUUUGCACCUCUACUGCAAAGUAACUCAUAUAUUCUGUUCACUCUAUUAUUCGACACUUUUAAAAGCUGUUAAUCUGGUUACAAAUAAUGACUGAAGAAAUCACUGAAACAUCUCAAUAAAACUCUCAAAUAAG
Messenger RNA from Eleginops maclovinus (Patagonian blennie), 3011 nucleotides. RefSeq names its product Rho guanine nucleotide exchange factor (GEF) 39 (gene arhgef39). Gene Ontology annotation, molecular function: guanyl-nucleotide exchange factor activity. Gene Ontology annotation, biological process: positive regulation of cell migration. The transcript has 12 exons. The record is from RefSeq and is a predicted model, not a curated record. Gene Ontology annotation, cellular component: plasma membrane. The coding region runs from base 115 to 1359 and encodes 414 amino acids. Lineage: Eukaryota; Metazoa; Chordata; Actinopteri; Perciformes; Eleginopidae.